AUGUCACAUCAAACCAUUCUUGUCGUUUUUCAAGACAGUCAACUAAGAAAUCGAAUACUUCACAAAACAUUAAUCUUCAAAACAUUUCGAAACAGCAGUUCGUUUGUUCGUAUAAUUGAAGUUCACCUGACUGUUGGCGCCAAACUGGUGAUGACUGGUGUUCUGAAUAAUGUAUCUCACGUUGGCAACGGAACUUCUAAUGCUUCUAUCAAAGCAGAAGUAGAAGACGACAUCCCUUUAUCUGAAAAGCUAAAGAGAAGUAGAAUGCAUUCGUCCUCUAGUGAUGACGAUGAUAUUCCUCUGUCUGCCAAAUUAGCCCAGAUGUCCAAAAAGCCAAAAUUGGAACCUCCAGUUUCUCCACAGCCUCGUAAUAAAAGCCAAGGUGAUCAAAGAAAAGAACAUUCGAAGUCUUCAAAUGAAAAGAUUAAAAAAGAAAAUACACUUAGUUCUCCUAGCAAAGUUAGAAAGCAUGAAAAACCUGAAGAGGAAGUUUGGAGGUGGUGGGAAGAGCAAAAGAAAGAUGACGGUGUCAAGUGGAAAUUCUUAGAACAUAAAGGUCCACUUUUCGCCCCUCCUUAUGAACGCUUGCCUAGCUCUGUUCAUUUUCACUAUGAUUCCAAACCUAUCAAGUUAUCGGAUCAUGCAGAAGAAGUUGCAGGGUUUUACGCACGUAUGUUGGAUCAUGAUUAUACCACAAAGGAAGUGUUCAACCACAACUUCUUCCGUGACUGGGUGAAAACAAUGAAUGAAGAAGAACGUCGAACCAUUAAAUCCCUUAGCAAAUGCGAUUUUCGCGAAAUGCAUCAAUAUUUUCUUAAGUUAAGUGAAGAAAGAAAAAACCGAACUAAGGAGGAAAAACAGAAGAUAAAGGAAGAAAACUUACAAAUUCAAAAUGAAUAUGGCUACUGCAUAUUGGACGGACACAAGCAAAGAAUCGGGAAUUUCCGUAUUGAACCUCCAGGCCUAUUUCGAGGCCGUGGCAACCAUCCUAAAAUGGGCAUGUAA
Molecule: messenger RNA, 1005 nt
Organism: Schistosoma mattheei
Lineage: Eukaryota; Metazoa; Platyhelminthes; Trematoda; Strigeidida; Schistosomatidae
Source: the annotation of a GenBank genome assembly